Cynara cardunculus var. scolymus (artichoke) is the source of this 2978-nucleotide messenger RNA. Its product is annotated as alpha-L-fucosidase 2. Gene Ontology annotation, molecular function: alpha-L-fucosidase activity. The transcript has 10 exons. Gene Ontology annotation, biological process: carbohydrate metabolic process. NCBI's taxonomy places the organism in Eukaryota, Viridiplantae, Streptophyta, Magnoliopsida, Asterales, Asteraceae. Bases 115 to 2634 code for a protein of 839 amino acids. The record is from RefSeq and is a predicted model, not a curated record.
UCAUGGGUCAUCACCCUUCACGGGUCGGGUUAACACCACCCACCCAAAUAUGUAUAGACACAGAGAAACUAGAGAGAGAAAGCUAGAGAGUUUAGGUGCCAUUUUUGGGUGAAAAUGGAAGACAGUAAUGAAGAAUGGGUGAUGGUCAAACCAAUUUCAGAUAAAGAUCUAUGGAAUCCAUCGUCAUUUUCCAAUGAACCAGACAAGAAAGCUUUGAAGGUUAGGUUCAAUGGGGCAGCUAAGCACUGGACUGAUGCUCUUCCCAUCGGGAAUGGCCGCCUUGGUGCUAUGGUUUGGGGUGGCAUUUCCUCUGAAACCAUCAAUCUCAAUGAUGAUACGCUGUGGACAGGGGUUCCUGGGAACUACACGAACCCAGAUGCCCCUGAAGCAUUAUCAGAGGUCAGAAAGCUUGUGGAUGAUGGCAAAUAUGCUGAAGCUACUACAGAAGCUGUCAAAUUAUCAGGAAAACCAUCUGAUGUAUAUCAACUUUUGGGAGAUAUCAACCUAGAAUUUGAUCAUGAUCUUGCUGCAUACGAUGAUAAAACGUAUGAAAGAGAGUUGGACUUAGAUUCAGCCACGGUGGAAGUCAAAUACUCCGUGGGUGAAAUAGAAUUCACAAGGGAACAUUUUGCUUCAUAUCCUGAUCAAGUGAUUGUGGCCAAGAUUUCUGGAAGCAAAUCUGGUUCUUUAUCCUUCACUGCAUCCCUUAGCAGCAAGCUACAAUAUAAUUCUUACGUAAACGAUCAAAAACAGAUCAUUAUAGAAGGACCAUGCCCUGGUCAAAGGAAACCACCGACACUUAAUGCUGAAAACGACGAUAAGCCCAAGGGAAUACAAUUUUCCGCAAUUCUUGAUUUGCAAAUUAGUGAUGGCACGGGAACCAUAAGUGUUUUGGAGGAGAAGAAGCUUAAGGUCGAGGGGUGUGAUUGGGCCGUCUUGCUUUUGGUAGCGUCAUCUUCAUUCAAAGGGCCAUUUAUCAACCCUUCGGAUUCAAAGAUUGAUCCUACCUCUGAGUGUUUAAACACGUUGAAGUCGUUAAGGAACUUUUCGUAUUCAGAACUUUAUGCUCGUCACGUGGAUGAUUAUCAGAAGCUAUUUCAUCGUGUCUCACUUGAACUUUCGAAAAGCUCGGUUAGUGUCACGGGUGAUGAACCAUCUUUAACUGUCACAACGGCAGAGAGGGUCAAGUCUUUUAAAACGGAUGAAGAUCCUUCUUUGAUCGAACUUUUAUUCCAAUACGGACGUUAUUUGCUGAUAUCGUGUUCACGCCCUGGAACCCAACCGGCUAACUUGCAGGGUAUAUGGAAUGAUAAAGUUGAGCCCCCAUGGGACGGUGCUCCUCAUCUGAACAUCAAUCUCCAAAUGAACUAUUGGCCUUCUCUUUCGUGCAACCUGCACGAGUGCCAAGAGCCAUUAUUCGACUACAUUUCAUCUCUGUCCGUCAAUGGAGCUAAAACGGCUAAAGUAAACUAUGAGGCCAGUGGAUGGGUUACACAUCAAGUCUCUGAUAUCUGGGCCAAAACAUCCCCAGAUCGAGGCGAAGCUGUGUGGGCUUUAUGGCCGAUGGGAGGAGCGUGGCUUUGUACCCAUUUAUGGGAGCAUUAUACGUAUACAAUGAACAAAGACUUCCUAGCGAAGAAAGCAUAUCCAUUGCUAGAAGGAUGCACCUCAUUCCUUUUGGACUGGUUGAUUGAAGGCCGAGGAGGUUAUCUUGAAACAAAUCCGUCAACGUCUCCGGAACAUAUGUUUGUUGCUCCCGAUGGUAAGCCUGCAAGCGUCAGCUAUUCAACAACAAUGGACAUAUCAAUAAUAAAAGAAGUGUUCACGGCCAUCGUUUCUGCUGCGGAGGUUUUGGGAAAAACUACAAGUGAUCUGAUUCAACGAGUUCUUAAAGCUCAACCACGGCUUCCGCCAACAAAGAUCGCUAGGGAUGGUUCCAUUCUUGAAUGGGCACAAGAUUUCGAAGAUCCAGAGGUGCAUCACCGACAUGUCUCGCACCUAUUUGGACUUUUCCCAGGGCAUACGAUAACCGUUGAGAAAACUCCGGAUCUUUGUAAAGCUGCAGACUACACUCUUACUAAGAGAGGAGAGGAGGGUCCUGGAUGGUCGACUACAUGGAAAGCUGCUUUGUGGGCUCGGCUUCACAACAGCGAGCAUGCAUACCGAAUGGUCAAACAUUUAUUUGACUUGGUUGACCCCGAUCGCGAAAGUGAUUAUGAGGGAGGUCUGUAUAGUAAUCUAUUCACCGCGCACCCCCCUUUCCAAAUUGAUGCCAACUUUGGGUUUUGUGCAGCGAUAGCAGAAAUGCUGGUGCAGAGCACGAUGAAGGACUUGUACUUGCUUCCUGCACUUCCUCGUGAUAAAUGGUCAAAUGGUUCGGUGAAAGGAUUGAAGGCUCGUGGGAAUAUGAAAGUUAGUAUCUUGUGGAAGGAAGGCGGUCUUCAUGAAUUUGGUCUCUGGUUAUCUACGAACUCCGACUUAAAGAACUCAGAGGAGCAGCAGAAUUCUACAAGAGUGCACUACAGAGGAAGUAGCAUCACAACCAAAUUAUCAUCUGGGAAAGUAUACACAUUCAAUAAGCAGCUAAGAUGCAUAAAGACAGCAUCUUUGUUGGAUUUAUCAUUCCAUCUUUAGCUUCCAAGUUCAUACCAAGGAUUCGAGAUUCGAUUUUGAUGAGAAUUGUGUUUUUGGCCGGAAAAUAUGCAUAAUUUAGUGUCGUUUUCGUUGAUCUAAGUUUUUCAGACACGAAAAUGUUGAAACCCGCAAAGACGACUUGGAAGGAAUCAAUAACAGAACUUCAUGGGAUUGUUGCUGGUUCUUGCAAAUUAACACUUGGAUUAACGUUGAUGUAUCGAUAAAAUAUUGUGGUGUUGUUUCACAUUGUGAAAUGACGCAUGAGUUUAAUGGUGAAGUGUUGUUUUACACCGUGAAAUAAUACAGUGUCACCGAUGUGAACGAUGUAGAGUUACAUACUCUGA